UCGUGAGAUGCUCAUCUUCUUCCUUUGAACCACUAACUGAGGUCACAAAACAGGAAUCCCAUUUCUCCUUAGUUAUAUCGAAGAAGUGAUCCAAUCCACGACCAUAAUUCACACUGCAGUUCACAGGAAACACUGUUAAGGUAUUUUCUUUUCCAUGUAUUUUAGAACGUGGAGAAAAAUUGUUUCUUGUCUUGAAUAAGCACCAAUCUGAAUGAAGAACAUGGAGCACAACAAUUUCCAAGGUGUUAGAACAACCUCUCGUGAUAGCAGCGUAGGUCUUGUUUGCCACUAUCAGUUCGAAAAUGGUUCAUCUCAGUUUCUCUUUUUGGAUGAUGCUGAGAAUGGUGCUGUCCUUAACAAUUCCCUCAGCUUCUUCACUGAAAACUUUGUGCAAUCACUUGCUUCUAGCAAUGGUUUGAUCCUCUUGUCUGGCUAUAGUGUUGAUCAACCCUGCUAUUAUGUCUUCAAUCCCCUCACCAAGAACUCUCACUUGAUUCCUCAGGCUAGCACCCUUGGCCGCAUAAUUCGAAUCGGGUUAGCCUAUGAUGGUUCCCAAUUUGAGGUUGUGAUUGUUGAAGCAGGAUCUUCAUCCGAAUCUAACGGACUAGAACUGCAUAUCUUCUCUUCUGGCACUGGAUGUUGGAGUAGGAAACACCUCACCAAUUUGACUUUGCCAUCUUUGCCAGAGUUCGAGUUUCAGGAGCUUGGCACGCCUCCUCUUUACUCGAACGGAGGGAUCCAUUGGGAAAUAGCAGGGUAUUUGCUUGUGUACCAAGUCAAAGGUAGCCAUUGUGAGCUAUUUGAACUGCCAAAUUUGUUUGAUGAUUGGUCUUGGCAAUCAACAAUGACUUACCGUCGUUCUUUAUGCGAAUCGGGUGGUCGAGUGUACUAUUGUUACACCGAUUUUGAUGGCUUCCACAUUUGGGAUCUUCUCAAGGAAGAUGAUAUUCUUGGAACAUACUAUGCUUGCAUUGAUUCCAAAAGGUUUAGAUGGAGACUAGUCCAAAGCAUCAUGCAUGAAGUAUUUAUCUCAAAGUACCAAAUUUUUUAUGGCAGAUUCAUUGAUUGGGAACCUUACAAGAUUUCACCAAUUGGUUAUAGUGAACAAGCACGGAGCAUAUAUUUGCAGAUUCCAGGAACUGUUGUUUCUUACAAUUUUGAUACAGGAAUUAUGAGAACAAUCUGCAACUACUCAUAUCCAGGAAUUAACUUCAAUUGCUGCAAAUUUCUUCCUUUAAUUGCUUCUGGGGUCACCAAUGGUACAAGAGAAGUGGACUUGCUGCCUAAGGAACAAAUGGAGCUGAAUCUUCCAAUAGCAGAGAUGGAGACGUUAUCUCUUUGAGAUUCUGUAUAGUGUAUAGAGAAUUAGAGAUUAUGGUUAUUCUAAUGUCAAUAAAUACUGUAUUUACUGUUAGGAUUAGUUUUCUUAGUGUCUGAUAGAUAAUUAAUUAGUGGAAACUUUAGAGUGAAAUAUUUAAGUAUGCAUUUUUUAUAUCCU
Messenger RNA from Arachis duranensis, 1498 nucleotides. RefSeq lists its product as uncharacterized. The coding region runs from base 212 to 1342 and encodes 376 amino acids. The transcript is spliced from 2 exons. Lineage: Eukaryota; Viridiplantae; Streptophyta; Magnoliopsida; Fabales; Fabaceae. The record is from RefSeq and is a predicted model, not a curated record.